Molecule: messenger RNA, 2435 nt
Organism: Zingiber officinale
Lineage: Eukaryota; Viridiplantae; Streptophyta; Magnoliopsida; Zingiberales; Zingiberaceae
Product: calmodulin-binding protein 60 C-like
Exons: 8
Coding region: 263-2224 (653 amino acids)
Biological process (GO): regulation of salicylic acid biosynthetic process
Cellular component (GO): nucleus
Molecular function (GO): sequence-specific DNA binding; DNA-binding transcription factor activity; calmodulin binding
Source: RefSeq, a predicted model, not a curated record
UAACUUUCAAGGAUGCCAUUAGACAAUCCCCACUUCGCCAAUUAGCAGCCGCCGCUGGCUACUAUUUCCGAUUGCCCUCUUCUCUCCUUCCGUGGAAGCGAUCCAGCGAACGAAAUCGAGUUCGACGAGGAUUUCCAUGGUUUAAGAUGCUGGUUUUGUAGCCGGAUCGGGUAGACGAAUUUUUGCUUUCUGUCAAAGAUCGUAGCUUACUUUGUCCCCGGAUUCAUUGGCGGAUCUUGGAGAUCGAGGUUUUGGGUUCAGAAUGCAGCGGCAGAGCAGGUACGAGCGGCAGGGGUCGAUGAAAAGGGAGAAACGGGUCUUGGAGGAGGUGGAUGGCGAGAGCUUGUGCCCCGAGCCCAAGCGCGCCAAGGUGCCUGCGCUAGCGAGUGUGAUUGUUGAAGCAUUGAAAAUGGACAGUCUACAGAAAAUGUUUUCUUCAUUGGAGCCAAUUCUCCGUAGAGUUGUGAGUGAGGAAGUGGAACGAGCCUUAGCAAGACUAGGUCCUGCCAAAAUUGGUGGAAGGUCAUCACCUAAACGAAUUGAAGGACCUGAUGGGAGAAAUCUACAGCUCCAUUUGAGGACAAGAUUGUCAUUGCCCCUUUUUACUGGAGGAAAAGUAGAAGGGGAGCAGGGUGCUGCAAUUCAUGUGGUUUUACUAGAUGCAGACAGUGGUCAUGUUGUAGCAUCUGGACCUGAAUCAUCUGCGAAGCUCGAUGUUGUUGUACUCGAGGGUGAUUUUAACAAUGAGGAUGAUGAUCCUUGGACUGAAGAGGAUUUUGAUACCCAUGUAGUCAAAGAGAGAGAAGGGAAAAGACCAAUUUUGACAGGAGAUUUGGUUGUCUCAUUGAAAGAAGGUGUAGGAACUCUUGGCGAACUUACAUUUACUGACAAUUCAAGUUGGAUAAGGAGUAGAAAAUUUAGGCUUGGCCUGAAGAUUGCCUCAGGUUUCUGUGAGGGCAUUCGCAUCCGUGAAGCAAAAACAGAAGCUUUCACAGUUAAGGAUCACAGAGGAGAAUUGUACAAAAAACAUUAUCCACCUGCCUUGAAUGAUGAAGUUUGGAGAUUGGAAAAGAUUGGGAAGGAUGGUUCAUUUCACAAGAGGUUGAAUAAGCAAGGAAUAUUUAAAGUUGAAGAUUUCCUCAAAUUUGUCAUUAGAGAUCCCCAAAAAUUGCGUAAGAUUCUCGGAAGUGGUAUGUCCAACAAGAUGUGGGAGAUCCUUGUGGAGCAUGCCAAGACUUGUGUCUUAAGUGGAAAGUACUAUGUAUACUAUUCUGAAGACUCAAGAGAUAUUGGAGCAAUCUUCAACAACAUUUAUGAAUUUUGUGGCCUUAUUGCUGAUGAACAAUUCUAUUCUGCUGAAAACCUUAAUGACAAUCAGAAGGUCUUUGCAGAUGUACUUGUCAAGAAAGCAUAUGAUAAUUGGAUGCAUGUCAUAGAAUAUGAUGGUGAGGCUCUUUUAAACUUUACCAAACACAAGAAAACAAUUGCUGCAGGGAACGAAGCAUCAUCAGCUUCACCAAAUCAUCCUUCAAAUGGCAAUCAAAUCUCUCAAACAAAUCUGCAAGCUUCAGUUCCUUUGGAGCAGCCUUUGGUCGACAUAGAAGCAACAAGAGAAGGAGUACCCUUAUCAGGAAGCUAUAAUGGAUCCGAAGUUGCUUCAUACUUGAAUAAUCGUCAAACUCAAAGGGCGGCAUCCGGUUCACAUAUGCAAUUCAAGAGCCCUAGUUUGAUGCCACAGAAUGAGUUGAUUGGCCCUGCCCCACAGGCUCUAGACAUGAAAAAUGACAGUGUAGCUCUAGCCCUGGCUCCACCACAGCAAGCAAGCAUGGGAGGCCAGUUAUGGAGCCAAUCCAUACAUAACUCAAACAUGGGAUUGCAUGAUGAUUGGUCUAAUCAGCGGGACAGCCGUGAUGGUAUGGACAACUUCUUCUCUGAAGAAGAUAUUCGCUUAAGAAGCCAUGAACUGCUAGAGAACGAUGAUAUGCAAAAUUUGCUCCGUGUCAUCACCAUGGGUGGAGCUUCGGCCAGUCUCCCUGAAGAUGUAUAUCCCUUUCCUUCUUUUAUGGCCUCACCAUGUCCUAACUUCAACUUCGACGAAGAAAGGAGCCGGUCGUCCGGUAAAGCAGUUGUCGGUUGGCUCAAGAUCAAGGCAGCCAUGAGGUGGGGUAUUUUUGUCAGGAAAAAAGCAGCUGAGAGAAGAGCUGCUCAGCUUGUUGAAUUGUAAGAUUACUGAUGUAUAUGAAUUGCAAACGGUUAUUUUAUUGUGUUGUGGCUGAUGAAACAGAAGGUCUUUUAAGUUGUUUUCGCAUUUGUAUUUGAGAGUGUACUGCUGCAAAAUGGGAUUUUGGAGCUGGAUGUCUAAAGGACACUGCAAGUCUCACAUUAUGUAGCAAAUCAAUUGCUUCGGUUGCCUCCAACUUAUCUUUUUAGUUAAA